Messenger RNA from Puccinia graminis f. sp. tritici CRL 75-36-700-3, 186 nucleotides. RefSeq lists its product as uncharacterized. Bases 1 to 186 code for a protein of 61 amino acids. Lineage: Eukaryota; Fungi; Basidiomycota; Pucciniomycetes; Pucciniales; Pucciniaceae. The record is from RefSeq and is a predicted model, not a curated record. The transcript is spliced from 2 exons.
AUGGAUUCUACAGAUGAUAAUCCAUCCGCCAACACAAAAGAACCUGACGAACCCACCUAUCUAAACAGGAGCAGCUUGCUCGAACGGCUAUCAUCCCCCAUCGCAGCAACUUUGGCAAACAAGAAUCCUCUAAGCAAACCUAUCAGUGAGCAACUGAAUAUGAGAAUAUCACUAUUAGACCAAUAA